This is a messenger RNA of Loxodonta africana (African savanna elephant), 1045 nucleotides long. It is a transcript of the gene SCO2, whose product is annotated as protein SCO2 homolog, mitochondrial. Gene Ontology annotation, cellular component: mitochondrial inner membrane. The record is from RefSeq and is a predicted model, not a curated record. The transcript has 2 exons. Lineage: Eukaryota; Metazoa; Chordata; Mammalia; Proboscidea; Elephantidae. Bases 198 to 1004 code for a protein of 268 amino acids. Gene Ontology annotation, molecular function: copper ion binding; copper chaperone activity. Gene Ontology annotation, biological process: intracellular copper ion homeostasis; mitochondrial respiratory chain complex IV assembly.
GGUGCCGUCGGGAAACCUCGGCGGCAGAGGGCGGGCUUGGUCGCCAGCGGAAGCCGGUGAGGCAGGACCCGACUACCGGGACAGGAGAGGUGGCCGUGGAGGGCGUCAGCCGGGCUGGGCCGACUCACACUACUCAGGCGGGUUGGAGGGGCCGCUGCCGGGCUGCAUCAAGGCUGAGAGCUGGGUGUGUCAGAUCCAUGCUGCUGCCAGCUCGGGCACCCAAGGCUUGGCAUGGGCUUUCCCGGCUCAAGCUGCUGGCCCCAGCCCCUCCUGGAGCUCCUGGAGGCAAGGCCCUGCAUCUGAGGCCCUGGCUCUUGUCAGGGCAGGGCCCUGCAGGAACAGGAGGGCACAGCCGGACCCAGGGCCCUGGGCUGCGGACAAGGCUGCUUAUCACGGCCCUAUUUGGGGCAGGGCUCGGAGGGGCCUGGCUGGCUGCUCGGGCCGAGAAGGAGCGGUGGCGGCAGCAACAGCGGACAGAGGCCCUGCGCCAGGCGGCCGUGGGCCAGGGUGACUUUAGCCUGUUGGACCACAGGGGCCAGGCCCGCUGCAAAGCCGAUUUCCGGGGUCAGUGGGUCCUGAUGUACUUUGGUUUCACCCACUGCCCUGACAUCUGCCCCGAUGAGCUGGAGAAGUUGGUACAGGUGGUGCAGCAGCUGGAGGCCGACCCCAGCCUGCCACCCAUGCAGCCCAUCUUCGUCACUGUGGACCCAGAGCGGGACGAUGUGCCAGCCAUGGCCCGCUAUGUGCAGGACUUCCAUCCACGGCUGCUGGGUCUGACUGGCUCCACCGAGCAGGUAGCCCAGGCUAGUCGCAACUACCGUGUAUACUAUAGUCCUGGUCCCAAGGAUGAGGACCAGGACUACAUCGUGGACCACUCCAUUGCCAUCUACCUGCUCAACCCUGAUGGUCUCUUCACCGACUACUAUGGCCGGGGCAGGUCGGCCGAGCAGAUCGCAGACAGUGUGCGACGCCACAUGGCUGUAUUCCGUAGCGUUCUCAACUGAGCUGCAUCUCCUGUGUGUCAUUAAACGGGAGCCAGGGAGCA